AUGCCCAAGCCGAUACGUGGGAGAACUUUCACCGACAUCGUUCCCGACUACAAGAAAACCGUAAAAAUCUACGCGAAUGGGACUCUCCGUUUGAUGGAGAAAACCUAUGUGGACACAGUGUGCUCAUUAAUGCUCAAUCAUUUCCCCUUCGAUCGUCAAGUUUGUCCAAUGAAAUUCAUGGUUUACUCGUAUGAUUUUUGGGAAGUGUCGAUGACGUGGCAAAUCAAUGAUUUUCAGUUAAAGUACUCGAGUACAGGAAAUUGGGAGGUGACGAAUAUCACCGGCGGGAUUCAAUUCUUUCCUGAGACUUUUUCAUUCGAUGCAGUAAUCUUCGAAGUGUCCCUCAAACGGCAACCAGAAUUCUACUUCUUUGUCAUCAUCAUCCCAACAUUCUCUCUCUGCAUCCUAUCAACAACUGGACUCUUUUGGACAGCUCUAACAGAUAGGAAUCAAAUCGAUAAGCAAAUGCUCGGUUUCGGAAGUCUCGUCUCAUUGAUGGUCAUUCUCGAUAUCGUUUCUGGAAAUCUUCCAAAAACAAGUCACUUUCCAUUAUUGGGAUUCUACGUGUUGAUUUCUGUCUUCAUCCUCUGCAUCUCUUGUUUUGUUCUCACCGCGAUUCCACUCAAAAACGAGAAGAAGAAAAAAGAGAAUCAAAAAGAAAUCGAUGAAAAAGAUAAAAAAGAAUUGAUCGAUUCAAAGAUUCGUUUUUGGAAGCGUCUCCUCAGAUGGCAAGACAUCCGCCUCUCUUGGCGCCCGGAGUUGUUUGGUGGGAUCAACCAUAUUUGGGUAGCCUACACAUCGGUGUGGAUUCCCGAGAAUACCCAAUCCGAUACAGUCACCAUGAAUGACAUCAUUCCAUACUACAAGAAAACCGUGAAAAUCUACGCGAAUGGAACGCUUCAAAUGAUGGAGAAAACCUAUGUGGAGACUGUUUGUCCGUUAAAUCUUCAAAAAUUCCCCUUUGACGAGCAGCUUUGCGCAAUGAAAUUCAUGGUUUGGUCUUACGAUUUCUACGAAGUUUCAAUGACUUAUGGGAUCAAUUAUUUUGAUUAUUCAUUGUAUUCAGGAAGCGGGAACUGGAAAGUAACAAAUGUCACCGGAGAUCUUCAACACUUUACUUCGCCUGAAUAUUCUUUUGAUGAGGUCUUUUUCUAUAUGUGUCUGAAACGUGAGCCUCAAUUCUACGUCUUCGUCAUCAUAUUCCCAACUUUUAUCCUCUCAACUCUUACAGUUUUUGGCAUUUUUUGGACGCCAAGCAAUAAGAAAAAUUACGUGGAUAAGAUAAUCUUAGGCCAAACGAGUCUCAUCUCGAUCACACUUUUGUUAGACAUUGUGGCUGCUGACCUUCCACAAACAAAACAAUUUCCUUUAUUGGGUUUCUAUGUCUUGAUCUCAACACUGAUACUCUGUUUGGCGUGCUUCUUUGUCACACUUGCUCCAUUGAAAGUCGAGAAGAAAGAGGACGAACUUAAACCCCUUUGGCUUCGAAUAAUCAAAUGCUGGAAUUUUUGGUUUCAAAUCACUCUCCAACUAUUGAAUUUCAUCAAUUUCAUCUUUUUACUAUCUUUUUGGAAA
This is a messenger RNA of Mesorhabditis belari, 1575 nucleotides long. NCBI's taxonomy places the organism in Eukaryota, Metazoa, Nematoda, Chromadorea, Rhabditida, Rhabditidae. The record is from the annotation of a GenBank genome assembly.